Molecule: messenger RNA, 718 nt
Organism: Olea europaea var. sylvestris
Lineage: Eukaryota; Viridiplantae; Streptophyta; Magnoliopsida; Lamiales; Oleaceae
Product: structure-specific endonuclease subunit SLX1 homolog
Exons: 3
Coding region: 172-657 (161 amino acids)
Biological process (GO): double-strand break repair via homologous recombination
Cellular component (GO): Slx1-Slx4 complex
Molecular function (GO): 5'-flap endonuclease activity; crossover junction DNA endonuclease activity
Source: RefSeq, a predicted model, not a curated record
AAGCUCCUCGAGAAAAUAAAAGAAAUAUCCAACAAUUGCAACGGUCGAAUUUGUGCUGCUUUAAAUGAUGAAUUGAAUCGGAUAGAGAGAAAUUUUCCAACAAUUGUAGAGGUGAGAUAUGUGUUGUUCAUAAGGGUUAAUUGAAUCGGAGAGAGGGAGAGAUACAGAGAGAUGAGAAAAAGUAAGGGGCAAAAGCAAAUCCAUAAAACCCUAAUUUCUGUAGAAGAAAAUGUUAAAGUCGAAAGAUCAAUCAUAGACCAGCAAUAUGAGGGAGGGAAAGAAGGAGAAGAAGACGGAGAAGGGUCAAGAUUCUUCGCAUGCUAUCUGCUUACAUCACUCUGCCCCCGUUUCAAAGGCCACACCUACAUCGGGUUCACAGUGAAUCCUCGGCGUAGAAUAAGGCAGCACAAUGGUGAAAUUAGGAGCGGCGCAUGGAGGACCAAGAAGAAGCGCCCCUGGGAGAUGGCUUUGUGCAUCUAUGGCUUCCCUACUAAUGUCGCCGCUCUUCAGUUUGAGUGGGCAUGGCAACACCCAGUAGAAUCUCUGGCAGUUAGGAAAGCGGCUACGGCUUUUAAAUCCCUUUCUGGAAUUACCAACAAAAUUAAAUUAGCAUACACAAUGCUUACGCUUCCUGCCUGGAAUAGGUAUGAAUUAUGAUUUAAUGUUUCUGCUUGUGAGAGGAUCAUGAUUUGAUUUAACCGAGAUAAGUUUCAAAGAU